AUGGGCAACUACUGUAUCCCGGCGUCAGCCACACCAGAAAGCGCGGUUGCACUAGCUGUAGAAGCCGCACCAGCUGUGACAGCCUUAGCCGCUGAAACGGCAGCCCCAGCUGUAGCAGGUGCAGCCGCAGAAACCGCAGCACCAGCUGUAACAGCUGCACCGGCUGUAGCAGCUGCACCAGUUGUGGCUGCUGCAGCAACAUUAGCUGGAGCUGCAACAGACCCUUUGACACCCCUCUCUCCCCAAGUACAAGAGCUGGCAUCUGAAUGCAAGAAGCUGCUGGCCGUCGGUGAGGAAUCCCUCAAGGAGGCGCACCCUUCGGACCCUCGGUUGCAGCAUGCGUGCAAGGAGUUGGACGAGGCUCUGACGUUCUUUCAUUCUAUUGCUGCAGCGGAUGAGGACUUGGCCAGGCAGCAGCAAGGGGGUGGGGAGAAGCGGCAGCAAGAACAGCAGGAGUCCACAGCCACAACUCGCCCCCGAUACGGCAAACGUGCUGAGAGGGAAAACAGCAAGAAACAGCAUCACGGCCGGAGCAGUAGUAGGGGGAGAAGAAAGGAUAAAGUAAAGGCAGCAGCAACAGACCGGACUGCUGCUGCUGUGUCAGAGCAGCAGAUUGAUGACUCCUUGUUCGGGGACUGGCCCCCCAUAGACUUCACCUUCCCGGAAAGUUCAUCUGUGGCUCCUUCUGGCGCUACUGGGCCCGAAUCUCUCUCGUGGGGAGGCUACGCAGCUCAAGACCCUUUUUUGCUCUCUGCAUCUGCCUCUGCUGCUGCAGCAACUGCUCCAGCUGCAGCAGCAGCUGCUGCUCCAGCGGACUCAGCGGAGCUCAGGCACGGCAGAGCCAGGACUCAUAGUAGGAGGCGCGCAAAAAGCAGCAGCAGAUCUCGUGGACUAGAUGCACCAAGCAGUGACGGCGAGCGCAGCAGUAGCAGUAGCAGCAGCCGCAGUUCAGACCUCAGCAGCAGCACGCGCAGCAGGGAAGGCAGUAGUGAUAGCGAAGCCACAAAGACCAACACUAAGGUCCGCAGGCGGCCAGGGAGGAGUAGUCGUUCUCGGUCGCAACAUAACAGGGCAACAGGAAUAGCGGCGUCGCUUCAGACGGCAGGAGCGGUAGAAGAACCAGCAGAUGACUGUUGCAGCAUUUGCGUCUCGUGUCUCCGCGCCGUCUUUGUGGCUAAAGGUGCUGCUGGUCCAUUUCGCCUAGAUACAGCCAUCUGCGUUCCCUCGGAGAGUGUGGAUACCGAAGCUGAGUGCAACUCCGAGUUGGGCGUUGUUAUCAGCAGCAGUAGCAGCAGCAGUAGCAGCAGCACCACCACCAAUGCCACCAGCAGAGAGCUGCAAGUGACAUGGCAGCAACCUAUGCGUUUUUUCGUCCACGGGCUCUGCAGCACGCACCAUGUAUCUGUGUUUUCUAAAGAAGAAAAUGUCACAGACUGCACAGCUGCAUGCGGCUACUUGUCCUUCUCAAUCUUGGCAGAGCCACUAAAACCCCUGGCUACUUCCACAUCAGGGGGACAGGCAGCUCUUGCCGGGAGCAGCGCGCCACCUGCAGCGGAAAAGAAGGGACAGAGGCGAACAGAGGCCAUGAGGGCGCAUAACAAGCUGCUGCAAGCGCAGGUGCAGGAGCAGCAGCAGGCUUUAUUACAGCAACAACAACAUAUCCAGGCCCUUCAAGCUCACAUGCAACAACUCUCUGCACAGCUCACCGAAGCAUCUCAGCGACUCGCGUCCGCUGAAAUACAGCAGCAACAACAGCAGCAGACGCUGCAACAGAUGCAACAACGAGAUGCUGAGUCUCGUGCUUCCGCAGCCGAGAUGGCCAGGUUGCAGCAACAAGUUUUGCACUUAGAAGAUUUACGGAGGAGCGCCGAAGAAGAACUAAAGCUUCAGCGCAAACAAAUUCGUAACUACAGAAUGGAGGUAGAGAAGCAUGAGCGUGAGCUCCAGCGGCUCGUAGAAGAGCAGAAAGAUGCAGACAAGAAGGCCGUCGAGCAAGAGAAGACUAUCGCGGAGCUCACAACACUCCUCAGCAACGCGAGAAGCCGCAUAAGGAAUGAGCGACAGCGGAGCGAGGGAUUAGUGGGCAAGUUGGAGGCUGCGUGCGAAGUCGAAACCUCAUUAAAAGCAGAAUUGCAGGCAUCGCAGUAG
Molecule: messenger RNA, 2148 nt
Organism: Eimeria acervulina
Lineage: Eukaryota; Apicomplexa; Conoidasida; Eucoccidiorida; Eimeriidae
Exons: 10
Coding region: 1-2148 (715 amino acids)
Source: RefSeq, a predicted model, not a curated record